CUUCCCUCGGGGAAUACGAUUUUGCAGCUUUGUUCCGCACAUUAUUGCAAAAAAAUAUGCGUUUUUCUAUACAAUAAACAUAUACAUGCAUGAACCACACGCCGUGGACGACAAAAAUAGGAGGGGUAUUUCGCUUGAGUUUGAAGUGAAAUGUUAUCUCAUGCUGACGAAAAAAUGCCAUAAUGAUAUGAGGAUCUAUGUACUGCACUACUGCAGUAGUACUACUACUUCCUCUACUACGCAGUGUGUACUGUGCAGUCUUUGUCUUCACAGUGUUUACAGUGAGUCGUGAAGGUAAACCCGAGCGCCAAGCUUUCCCACCCUCCAUGCCACCGAAGAGAGAGUCCGGAGCGGCUCCAGGGCAGCCGCCGGUCAAGAUGAUAAAGGUCGGCGCUCAUUUGCAGGAGUUUGGCUGCGAUCCAAUGGAGGAAAAGUACGGGCUGGUUGAGGAGUCCGGCUACUCUCCUCUACCCAGCCAAGAGCCUGACAGCCUUGAUUUUGAUGAAGAAAACCUUGGAAGUUCAGGAAUCAGAACAGACACCAUCAGCCUUCUGAUGAAAAUCGAGCAACUGCAGGCACAACUCAAAUAUGAGCGCAGGUGUAGGAUUCUGGCAGAGAGGGAGCUGAGGGAACUCAAAGAGAUGAACACUCUGAUGAUGCAGAUGAGACACACGGCGCAUGAACUGCGAGUCACUCUGGAUCACGUCCUCCAAGGAGAAGAAGCAUCAGUUGCUCCACCAAACUCAGAUGAAAGUGUUUCUUUCUUGGCUGAGGCCGAGUUGGGAGCUGUUCCUAAUAUACCAGAGGAUGACCUCAACUUCCUGUAUCUCGCUGAGAAUCUCCGAGUGUCUAAAAAGCUGUACGAGCGUAUCGCAGAAAUCGCGGACUACAAGAAGUACACUUCGGCGCUGCUGAUGAUACUUUUCGACAGAGAAACUUUGGCCACGCACUCUCUGCAGGGCCGGAGGAACGCCUUCACAGGAGAGGAUUCCCACAAGCCACAACUCCCACCGGAGAUCCUAAAAAGUAUCAUUGAUCACGUCACUGUCAAGUUCGGUGUGGACAGCAGCCAGAUAAAAACAGCAAUCCGCACAAAACUGAAUAACGAGGACAAAUUGUUGAAGAAGAGACUCGGUUUGGGGAAAUCUGAACCCAAAAGCUUUUGCCAGGAAGCCGCCCUUCUGCCUGAAAACGGAGCGAUGAGGAGUAACUCCCACUUAUAGUGUCUCCGUCCUGCCUUCAGCUGUUCGUCUCUGGUAGAUUUAUGUGACCGGUCUUAUUUAAUUUGUUCAGCAUUGAAAAGUCGUUUGUUAGAAAGGUUUUAACACUCAGUCGAGUUUGUUUUUUUGUCAGUGUUGAUAGCAAACGUCUGAUUUUGGCUUGAAAUGUAAUAAAGUGACCAAUGUGAUUGAUUUGAAAUGUCCCAAUGUGUAGCGAUCAGUGAUUGGAAAAAAACUGGUGUCUUCUUUUGUUGUUACUGUACUUCAGAAUGGCCGUAUUGACGAUCUCGUGUGUGACGUUAAUUUUUGUCAGACAUUUAUAUUUUAGAAGAACUAACGUUUGUGUUAGUAAGUAGGACACUCCAAAAUGUCAGACUAUAAUAACGGUCUUGUUUGUACCUUGUUCAUGAUAAACUGUGCUUUACAGGAAGUGACACUGUGGUUCUAGAUGCGUUUGCACUCUCAAAAUAUGCUGUAAAUGAUAACUCUUCCUUCUUCCUCAAUGUCUUAAACACAUAUCUGUCGUCCCUCAAUAUGUAGGAGCCAAUAAACUUUUGAA
Messenger RNA from Salarias fasciatus (jewelled blenny), 1779 nucleotides. RefSeq lists its product as uncharacterized. Lineage: Eukaryota; Metazoa; Chordata; Actinopteri; Blenniiformes; Blenniidae. The coding region runs from base 198 to 1223 and encodes 341 amino acids. Gene Ontology annotation, molecular function: transcription corepressor activity; DNA binding. The record is from RefSeq and is a predicted model, not a curated record. Gene Ontology annotation, cellular component: nucleus. Gene Ontology annotation, biological process: negative regulation of Notch signaling pathway; positive regulation of neuron differentiation. The transcript is spliced from 6 exons.